CCCAAGUCCCCCAACUUUGGUUUCUUCUCUCAUUCUCCCAUGCUCCGAUGCUCCCAUGCUCCCUCUCCCUCUCUAUUUAUUCCUCAUCUUCUUUUAAGAUUCAAACAUCCAACCCAACACCACCCACGUCGCCACCGCACCAGUUCAGCAACCACCGAUCCACCACGUCCAUCGUCCGCCACGCUUGUCACUCGUUCGUGUAGACGUUACUCAACCUAUUUACAACUUUCGCCACCUUACCAAAAACAUGCUCUCUUUUAUUAGAGGCUUCUCGAGUUCUUUAUUAUAAUUUUUUUUUUCCUGAAACCUCAUCGUAUUUUCAUCAAUACAAAAGGAAUUUGAUUCAAACAAUGGAAAGGCAGGAUUUUUGGAUAUUUUUGCUUGCUUUUAUUCCAAUAAUUUAUGGUCAAAAUGUUACAAUGGGUAGAAUUGUGGUUGAUGGAACUACAACAAUAGCACAAACAGAUGAGAAUUAUAUUUGUAUGACUAUUGACUAUUGGCCUUUCAAUGAGUGCUCUAAAAUUCCUUGUAUUUGGGAUGGCAAUGCAUCUGUGCUCAAUUUGAACUUGUCUCUUCCUACACUUACUAAGGCUGUGCAAGCUUUCAAGACUCUUAGGAUUCGAGUAGGAGGUUCUUUGCAAGACAAAUUGAUUUAUGAUAUUGGGAGCUUCAAGGGUAUUAAUUGUCCUCAAUUUGUAAGGGAUGAAAUUGGAAUGUUUAAAAUUACCGAAGGAUGUUUGUCUAUGGAAAGGUGGGAUGAUUUGAAUCAGUUUUUCAACAAGACAGGGGCAAUAGUGACUUUUGGCUUGAAUGCCCUCUUGGGAAGGCACCCCACAAUAGGAAUGUACUGGGGAGGAGAUUGGAACUACACCAAUGCAGAGGCACUUAUUCAAUACACUGUUGAAAAGAAUUAUCAAAUAAAUUCAUGGGAGUUUGGUAAUGAAAUGGUUGGUCACAAUAGUAUUGGGGCAAAUAUUACUGCUGCACAAUAUGCAAAAGAUUUGAUCAAGCUUAGGGAAAUCAUUGAUCGUUUGUACAACAACUCCCAACAAAAGCCUUUAAUUGUAGCACCUAGUGCAUUUUUUGAUGCCUCAUGGUAUGAAGAUCUUGUUAAUAAAACAGGCUCCAACAUCAUCGAUGUUCUCACUCAUCAUAUAUACAACAUGGGUGCAGGGGAUGACCCUAAGAUAAUUUAUAGGUUUGUAGAUCCAAACUAUCUCAGUCAAGAAUCAAGUGUAUUUCAACAACUUGAGAAUAUAGUUCAAAACCAUGCUCCUUGGUCUGUUGCUUGGGUUGGAGAAGCUGGUGGAUCCUAUCAUGGUGGAAGUCCUUAUAUUUCUAAUACAUUUAUUGAUGGUUUCUGUGAAUUCAAUAGGUACUUAGAUCAACUUGCAAUGGCUGCUUCGUACAAUACCAAAGUAUAUUGUAGACAGACUUUGGUUGGUGGAUUUUAUGGUGUUCUCUUACCCCAUACUUUAGCCCCUUCGCCAGAUUACUAUGGGGCACUUCUCUUUCACCAACUUAUGGGUCCUGGUGUUCUCAAAGUUGACAAUAAUGUCUCUUCCUAUUUGCGUACUUAUGCUCAUUGCACCAAAGGAAGAACUGGUGUAAGCAUGCUAUUCAUUAAUCUAAGCAACCAAACAGAGUUCACAAUUGAGAUUGAAAAGAACAUGAACAUGAGGUUGCCUAACAAGCCAGUUCAAAGGGAGGAAUAUCAUUUAACUCCAACUAAUGGCUUACUUAGAAGUUCCACGGUACUUUUGAAUGGAAAUUUAUUGGAGACUACAAAAGAGGGAGAUUUGCCAAGUCUUAUGCCUAUUUAUCGUGAUAGUAACUCUUUUAUAUCUAUUGCUAAUUGGUCCAUUGUUUUUGUUGUCAUCCCUGAUUUUGAAGCCUCGGCUUGUAAAUGAAUUUUUCUUUUUUUAAUUAGGUCCAUUGGUUUCCAUUUUAGUCACUCUUAUUCUCGGAUUUUAGGGUCUUGUAAGCAAUAAUUGUUUUGUAGUGUGAGCCUUAGAAGAAGCUUAUGUUUUUAUG
Messenger RNA from Benincasa hispida (wax gourd), 2034 nucleotides. RefSeq names its product heparanase-like protein 2. The record is from RefSeq and is a predicted model, not a curated record. Gene Ontology annotation, molecular function: beta-glucuronidase activity. Gene Ontology annotation, cellular component: membrane; plant-type cell wall. Lineage: Eukaryota; Viridiplantae; Streptophyta; Magnoliopsida; Cucurbitales; Cucurbitaceae.